CGUCAAUACCUAAGCAUUUAUACUUGAAUCGAACAAAUAACAUCAAUAUUUAACUUUUAUACUCAUAAAAUAAAUCAUAAAAUAAAUUUUAUUAAUUAAAUUCUCUAAAAUAAAGUCAUUUUACUUAGAGAUUCGUAUAUCGAUCGUGCCGGUCAUACCGGUGGUGUCACGCCGGUUUUAUGACCGGUACCGAUUGAACCCGAUACAACCGGUGGCACGCCGGCCGGCGUGACAACCAUGAUUUUUAUGAUAUUAACUGAACUACGGUUUUAUCGCAGAUGGCAUUCCAAAAGUUCACGCUUGGCUUACGGUGGAAUGGUUACACGGAAGAGACCGGAAAGGGGGUCACCUACGUAGGUGGCAAUUUUCAGAAGAUAAAGGUCGCUACCAGACCGCUGCUUGAAGACCUCCAUCAAAUGUGCACUAACGUUACUUGCAUGGAUGGCACGAGAAGAGUUGAUCGUAUGGUGUACCGAUAUCCAAACAGAGAAAGUGGGUCAUUGUGGCAUGAGGAAUAUCUCAUAACCACUCAGGAUGAGGUAGACGCCAUGCUCGAAUUCAUGAGGUCCAACAAUCUUUCCAAAGUCGAGAUGUUCGUUUACACCGAGCCGGUCGUAGGCGUUGGAGGUCAUUCUGGACACGGUCAAACAUCUGGUAUCCAUGGUGGAGGUGAAUUAUAUGGCGAUCAUCCCUACCAAAGUUACCAUGAUCCUCAUUCAUAUUUUCAGUACCAAGAGCAAGGUGAAGGUCAUCAUCAAUCAUAUGAAGAAGAAGUUCAACCGGACCGGCCCAACCAACCUCAGUACAACUUCCACUCAGGCAGCGGGGAUGAUCACUCACGCACACCGGUUUGCCGUCGAUGGGGAGAUGGGUUAGGAUGGCGACAUCCUUUAGCGUGAUGGUGGCCUCUCCUUCUCUAAAGUUGAAACAAUGGGUCUCCUUUCUCCAUCUCUCAACUAGGGCGGUGAUGAGUUGGCGAUCAACUUUGAUGCCGUUAAAAUGCCUAAUCGGGUCCAACCAUGCCCUUUUGAGAAAGGGCAAGAUAGCUGGGUGGAAUGGGAGGACAUUGAUCGUACCCUGUAGCGGAUUAUUGUUUGUGCCUCCUAGGGAAAAUUUACAUGUUAAUUAUUAUAUAUUAGUAAGGGUUUAUUCCUUAUAUAUUAGUAAGGGUUUAUUCCUUAUCAUAUAAAGAUAUUUCAUAGAAUUAACAUAAUAGCAUUCUAAAUUAAUAAUAAUUUAAAGAGAUACAUACAUAUUAUCAUAAAACAAACAUCCUGAAUUAAUUAACAUAAUAACAUUCUAAAUGAAUAAUAAUUUAAAGAGAUACAAACAUAUUAUCGUAAAAUAAACAUACUAAAUUAACUAAAUUAAAUGACAUUGUUAAUGAAUCAUAAUUUAAAGAGAAACAUACAUAUUCAAAUGUUUGAAAUUAAUAAAAUUCCUUUUGUACACAUCAAAAUAAAUCGUAAGGGUUGUUUGGUAAAUUAUUUAAUCGUGUUGGUUGUUUUAAAUAAUUUAAUCGAAUACAAUGCAACACUCGUUAGACUCUUAGAAGAGGUAUACAUCUUCUUAGAAACGCAGUCUUUUUGAUAGAAAAAGGGGGGAUCCGAGGAUCUCUUAAUACCCGAUUUUCCCAGGGAAUGGGAGGAUAUGAUAAUCGCUUAAAACCCCAUUUCCUUAGACGUGCAUCUCUUUAUAAAGAGUCGAAGUAAGUGGCGCUAUGUAUUCGAUUAAAUUAUUGAAAACAACCGACACGAUUAAAAAUUCAACAUAAAUUUAUUUUAUAUUCCACUAAAUACAUUAACAAAAUAAAAGAAGGACAAAUGGUAAAGAAUUGUAUGUACCGGGUGAGCGUUCCAAACAUCCCUUGAGCGAUGGUUGGGUUGGUCGUACAAGUCGGUUGGAUCCAACGGUCCUUGCUCGAGAUAAUACCGUUGGUUGUAUAUAUCCACGUCCUCCCCAACCUACGAGAAAAUAACAACGAGGUUAGUACAUAGAUUAAUUAAAAAGCUUAUAACAACAACAAAAAUUAAACCAGAAUAAUGAGUACGUACUGCUUGAAAUUCAUCAACAUAAACUCCUUCUCCUUGCCACCAUUCGGUUAUUUUUUCGGCGCAAUUCGGACAGAGCUUCGGCUCGGCUCGGCGGGUUUUGAUGAAAAAACCUAAGAAAUGUUUUCUGAUGGCAGAUCGGACUUAGCCGCAACCAACAGACCACUAAUUCCUAGGAUUUUGGGAGGGGGAGGGUUUAGAGAGAUAAAUUGUAGAGAGAGAAGGAAGAAUGGGUUGUGGUGUGAAGAAAUGAGAGGGGAAGGGGGGUAUUUAUACCCAUCAUAUCGCACCCUCCAGGGGCGAUCGGGGUAAUUUUCCCCUAGCGCGAAUCGCUCUCUUCCAAUGCGAUUUGCGCUUCCCUAGGCGCGGAUUGCUCCGCUGGCAAGCGAUCUGGAAUCCUCGGCGCGGAUCGCUCCGCUGGCAAGCGUUGAGCCGCCCGAUCGUCCCUCCUUCCAACGAUCUUGAAGAUCGUUCCGCAGCAGCACUAAAACACACUGACCUAUUGCGAUUUGUUAUAUGGAACGCACCCCUCUGAUGCGUUUUAUAUGUAGAACGCAUCUUUCCGGUGCGUUUUACCUUUAAAACGCAUCUUAGGGGUGCGUUCCAAAAAAAUUGGUGCUAGUUUUGUAAAAAAAUUUAUAUGGGUGC
Messenger RNA from Linum trigynum, 2699 nucleotides. NCBI's taxonomy places the organism in Eukaryota, Viridiplantae, Streptophyta, Magnoliopsida, Malpighiales, Linaceae. The record is from the annotation of a GenBank genome assembly.